AUGUCAAUGCUUAGAUUUGUUAAUGAUAGAUCCUUGCCAGAGAAAAGAAAUUUCAAAACUACAAUCAUUACAUUUACUGAUAAUACUGGAUUGGCGACAGCACCAGCAACAUUAUUACUAAAUGUUAAUAAGAAUGGAGAAGUAAACAAUGCUUGGGAUGCAGCAAGCGGUGUUCAUGGCGACGCUUUUAAAAGCUCUAUUUCUACUAAUACGAAUAAUCAAAAUGAUAUUUUUGAUGUAAAUAAUGAUAAUUCUAAUUUUGCAUUUCGCAAUAAUAAUGAAACUAAUUCGGAUGAAAGAGAUGAAGAAAUACCAGAUGAAGUGGAUGAUAUAAUUGUUCAUUUGAUUAAACAUAAUUCAGCGUUAAACAAUUUCCGAAUAGCUAAAAAACCAAAUUCAAAUACCACAAAAUCAUCACCUUCUUCUUCCGCCAUCACACCACCAUCACCAACAUCGUUGUCACCUAGAAAAAAACCAAAUAAUAUACAUAGAGAUAAAAAAAUGAAUAAUAACAAAGAAUGUUUAAAAAUAAUUUCAGGAUUGGUUAUAAUAAUAAUAAUUUUAUUUUUCGUUCUUAACUUGGUUGUUUCAAAUAUAUUUUCAAUUGCUGGAAGUGAUGACAAUAUAAAAAACGCAAUGGAUUGCUAUUAA
Molecule: messenger RNA, 651 nt
Organism: Entrophospora candida
Lineage: Eukaryota; Fungi; Glomeromycota; Glomeromycetes; Entrophosporales; Entrophosporaceae
Source: the annotation of a GenBank genome assembly